AUGUUGUUCCAGAAUAUACCGUUCCGUAGAGAACUACACAGUGGAUGCGCCAUCGGCACGUCGAUCACCUGCACAGCGCAGGCAUUCGAGGCGAGGCCGAAAACUUUCUCCAUACAGCUGAUUUCUGCGAAUGAUAUCGCGAUCCUUGUCACGCUACCAAUUGCAAAAAAUGGACAGAUUACAGCUAGUGCACGAGUGGACGGAAGAUUCACUAGUGAGAUGGAGAAACCGAUCUUUCUUCCGCUUCAGACAAAAUUCACACUGCGCCUUCACGUUGCUCAGUACGUCAUCGAGAUCUACUUCAACAACGAUCAUAUCAUGGAUUUUGUGCAUCGAGUGAGUCCAUCGGAAAUUAAAGCAGUGGCCAUUGAAGGGCCGUUGAUUGUUGACGAGGUCGUCUUCACUCCCCCGCAAGGUGCUUGCCUGGAUCCGCUACCAACAUACGAAGAGGCGACAGGUUCUUCAAUAAAUCCGGUUCCCGAGCUCCGGUGUAUGAAUAUAGAGAAGAGUCCGCAGCAAUUCGUACCGACCGCGUUCCAACAGUUUCAAAGUCAUCCGCUCUCCAGCACUCCGUCUAUUCUCUCCACGUCUUCCUCAUCAAAUCUUCAACCAGGAGCUUCUCAACUCCUACCAACUCCCUAUCCAACUAGCUUUCCACCCAAUAUAGCACAAAUUCCAACUUACCAAACAUCCGUUUACCCAAAUAAUUCCCAGGCAUUCAUUUAUGGGUCAGUCCUACCUGGAACAUCAUAUCCGCAACAACCCAUGUCCCGACCGUGUGCUUCAACGCCGCAAUAUCCAAUCUCUUAUGCAGGGCCACAACCAUACGUGCAUCCACAAUUCACCUCAGCAGUUCCAGGAACUCAGAUCCAUCCCCAGUAUAAUCUUUAUCAACAUCGGCCUCCAUUCCAGUAUCCACCUAUGAUCGGACCCGUCGAACAUGUUGGGCCCUACACUCAUGGAUACGUGCCUCACCAUUAUGGAACCUAUCCGAUUAUCUAUGGAUCAACAUGCCAUAGCAUUAAACUCAAUUGUUCAAAAACUGAAGAGUUACUGAUUUCUGAGCUUAUCGAUUCUCCCAGCAACACCGCCACCCAUUUCAGUAUCGUCGUUCGAAUUCGUGUUGCUCGGAUUGUUGAAAUCACGGUCCAGAGAAGAUUCAAUACCAUUGUUCACCUCGUCGUUUAA
Messenger RNA from Angiostrongylus costaricensis, 1188 nucleotides. NCBI's taxonomy places the organism in Eukaryota, Metazoa, Nematoda, Chromadorea, Rhabditida, Metastrongylidae. The record is from the annotation of a GenBank genome assembly.